Nicrophorus vespilloides is the source of this 2039-nucleotide messenger RNA. RefSeq lists its product as uncharacterized. The transcript has 8 exons. Bases 56 to 1954 code for a protein of 632 amino acids. Gene Ontology annotation, molecular function: gluconolactonase activity; calcium ion binding. Gene Ontology annotation, biological process: L-ascorbic acid biosynthetic process. NCBI's taxonomy places the organism in Eukaryota, Metazoa, Arthropoda, Insecta, Coleoptera, Silphidae. The record is from RefSeq and is a predicted model, not a curated record.
UCAAUAAUAUAUAAGCAAACCGAGAUUUAGUGCAUUUGAGUGUCUACCGUUCGAUAUGUCUAUGAAGCGAGUAUCGAUAGUCGGUGCAACGGAAUUGGGCGAGGGCCCGCAUUGGGAUCAACGAACGCAAAGUCUGUACUACGUUGAUAUCUUCGGCCAGACCAUAAAUAAGUACACGCCGGCAACGGAGUCGCACUCCAAAGCAAAGCUAGAUGAGAAUGUCACGUUCAUCAUCCCGAAAGACGGAGAACCGGACAAAUUUAUUAUUACUGUAGGCAGCAAGAUCGUUGAAAUCGAAUGGAACGGUAUCAGUCCGGAUGUUAAGAUAUUGAAGACCUUGACCGAGAUGGACUCUAAGAGAAUCAACGAUGGGAAAUGCGAUCCGCGCGGCCGUCUGUGGUUCGGUACGAUUGGCGUAGAUCCAGUCAACAGUGAGGCGAAAUCGGAGAUGGGCAGCUUGUUCUGCUUGGACCUCAUGGGCAAUAUAUCUAUGCACGUGAGCAACGUCAUGAUCUCCAAUGGUCUCACCUGGAACGCAGAUCGCACCAAGUUCUACUAUAUAGAUUCCAUGAAAUUCACCAUCGACGAAUUCGACUACGACGAUGUAACCGGGCACAUUGGAAACGGAAGACCGAUCUUCUCGUUGAAAUUGAACAAAAUAGAAGGAAUGCCCGACGGAAUGACCAUCGACAGCGAUGGAAAUUUAUGGGUUGCUAUCUUCCAAGGUUACCAGGUGAUCCAGAUAGAUCCUCGCAAACCGGAAACUAUCUUGCAGACUGUCAAAUUACCGGCAAAAAUGGUUACAUCCGUCGCGUGGGGCGGCUCUAACUUGGAUGAGCUGUAUGUAACCACAGCAAAUUUUAAAAUUGAUAACGAAGUACUAGAUGCAAAAGACGGACACGGAGGAUUGUUCGUAUUUAAGGGAUUGGGUGCACGAGGAAUAACCAUGAACAAUUGCAAAUAUAUUACUACUCACUGGUUUCGUAUAAAAAGGGUCGACUCAUUGUAUUGUCGAUCAUUCAACAUGCAGAUCCAGCAGCUUCAUAAUGCCGGUGCUACCGAAUUGGGAGAAGGACCCCAUUGGGACCAGCAGACGCAGAGCCUGUAUUAUGUGGACAUCUUCGAAAAGACCAUCAAUAAGUACACGCCGGCUACGGAAUCGCAUUCCAAAGCUCAACUAGAUGAACACGUCUCUGUGAUCAUCCCCAAAGACAGGGAGCCGCACAAGUUCAUCGUGACGAUGAACAGGAAGAUCGUGGAAAUAGAAUGGGACGGCGUCAAUCCGUGUGUCAAAAUCUUGAAGACCUUAGCAGAGGUUGACAAUGAGAGCAGUGUUAACACGAAUCGCAUUAACGACGGGAAAUGCGAUCCGCACGGUCGUCUAUGGUUCGGUACGAUGGGCGAGGAACCAAUUAAUGGUCAAAUAGCACCUAAUAAGGGCAGUCUCUUCAGCUUGGACUCAAGGGGCAAUGUUUCGAAGCACGUGACCAACAUUUGGAUUUCGAACGGUCUCUCCUGGAACGCGGAUCGUACCAAGUUCUAUUACAUAGAUUCUGUGAGGUUCUCCAUCGAUGAAUUCGAUUACGAUGAUGAAACUGGACAAAUUGGAAGUAGAAAAGCGAUAUUUUCUUUGAUCGCAAACAACAUCGAAGGCUUUCCGGAUGGAAUGACCAUCGAUAGCGACGGAAACCUCUGGGUUGCUAUUUUCAACGGAUUCCAGUUGAUCCAAAUAGAUCCCAGCAAACCGGAAACCCUCUUGAAAAGUAUCAAGUUACCCGCGAAACAGGUAACUUCCGUAGCGUGGGGCGGCGCGAACUUGGAUGAGUUGUACGUGACCUCAGGCAAGUUCACUGUUAACAAUGUUGUGCUUGACGCAAAGGAAGGACACGGAGGAUUGUUCGUAAUUAAGGGGUUGGGCGUUCGCGGUCUUCCCAUGACCAAUUGCAAACUAUAAACGAAUCUGUUACACAUAUAAUAUACAUAUAUAUAUAUACAAUGUACAGAAUGUAAAGACACUUGAAAUCGUAUCUGUAGAAAUA